This is a messenger RNA of Oryza sativa Japonica Group (Japanese rice), 2187 nucleotides long. The record is from RefSeq and is a predicted model, not a curated record. NCBI's taxonomy places the organism in Eukaryota, Viridiplantae, Streptophyta, Magnoliopsida, Poales, Poaceae.
AUGGCGCCACCGCCGCGGAAAAGGCGGCGAGUUGACGGCAGCGGCGGAAAUGGUGGCAACUAUCCUCUCGUCGCCACCCCCAACGACGGCGUCCUGCACCCGGACCCGCACCUCGUCGUCGCCGCCUGCGACCGCCUCGACGCCGGCGGGAUCGAGCUGGUGGACGUCUACCUCGUGGGCGCGUCCGGCGACGUCGCCAAGAGGGUGCCCGCCGGGAGGUGCGACACGGACGCGGUGUCGUCGGCGCGCGACGGCGUGGCUCUCCUCGUCGGCAACGACCGGCGGCUCCGCGUGCUCGACGCGGCGGCGUCCGCCGCCGUCUCCCUCGUUCCCGACGGCGAGCACCACCCCAUCAACUGCUCGUUCACGCUCGGCCGGGCCGCGUCGUCGUCGGGAGAGCACAAGGUGCUCCGCAUCGGCACGGUCGUGCACGGCGAGCCGCAAGUCUGCGCGGUGCUCACCCUCGCCGUCGCCGGCGGCCGUGGUCAGAACGCGCGGUGGAGGGAGGCGCCGAGCCCACCGCUCGUGGUCAGAACGCGGCGCGGGGACGUGGCCGUCGCCGGCGGGGUCGCCUACUUCUUGCUGCGCCGCGCGUACCUCGCGGACCGGAUCGCGGCGUUCGACCUCGAGGCGGAGCAAUGGCGGCCGGCCCUCGUCGGCGGCCCGCCGCUCGCCGCGUGGCGCCCGACCCGGCCGGACCGCCCCCGCGUCACGCUCGCCGAGCUGGGAGGCUCGCUGGUGGUGGCCAUCGACGACCACCGAGCUGCCACCCUGGACCUGUGGUUCCUCCUCGCCGCCGGCGACGGCGAGCAGCACUGGUCGAAGCAGUACACGGUCACCAUGCCGUACCACCGGCGGCCAUGGCGGUGCGACGGAGAGAGGGCGGAGCCAGUGGUGGUGCUCGACGACGGGAGGAUCGUCUUCUGGGUGUGGGCCGGCGGCAGCGGCGGGACACGGCACGGCGGCGGCGUGAUGCGGGUGUACGAUCCGAUCACCGGCGGCCACACCGACGUGGCGACGGCGGCGAGGUGCGCCCACGUCGGCGUGUACACGGGGAACCUGCUGUCCCUAGUGUCGGAGUAGUAGUCAGUGAGCUCUCUGCCGAUAAUGAGGUGCACUACGAGCAGGUGCAGACUAUAAGCCAACUAUAGACAUAUAUCGAGGAGAUGAAAGAAGAGAGAUGAGCAGUGGGGCUACAGAUUUGUAGCCACCUGUUGCAACAUGAACCAUAUCGAGGAGAUGAAAGAAGAGAGAUGAGCGGCAGAGCUACAGAUUUGUAGCCACCUGCUGCAACAUGAAUUCCAAGACGAAAUGUGUGUAUGAUAGGUGGGACUAGAUAUUAAUAGUACAUUAUAUAUUUAUAGGUAACUAUUAUAUGAAUUGGCUAUUAAAUUGACUAUAGAUGAUUUAGAGACAGUAGUUGGCUAUACUAUUAAACUUCUCUAAGUACUUACGUGAACUUUCUACCAUUGCCCACGUUCAUGUAGAUGUUAAUGAAUCUAGACACACAUAUAUAUGUCGAUUCAUUAACAUAUGAAAUGGAGGACGUAGUACAUACAAUUAGAACUUCAAUUUCCAACGGCUACAUAUGUUUACUCUCGAUCAAGACCUAAAAGCACACCCUCGAACUGGCCUCUCUUUCAUAGGAACCCAGUCUUGUUCGAGUCAAUCUUAUUGAUGGUUAGAAGCAGAGUUCACACUUUGCUCUAAACUGAUGUCUAGCCAGUAGAUAGUAGAGAGGAAGGCUAAAUCCAGGUUAAUGUCCCGUCGCUCAAUUCAUCUUUUUCAUAAUAAGAUUUGAUUAUACCAUUGAGAGAAGUGAUGGAUUUUAUAGAGAUACGCCCAUAAUAAGUAUAUUGAUUCCUUAUAUUCUUAUAUAUCUAUUUGAUGUUUUGGUCAUCAAACCAUUGAGAGAAGUGAUCGAUUUUAUAGAGAUACGCCCAUAAUAAGUAUAUUGAUUCCUUAUAUUCUUAUAUAUUUAUUUGAUGUUUUGGUCAUCAAAUCGGUCGAUGCUAUACUACCAUAGAAUCAUGUCUAAAAAAGUGAAAACUAUUUACAAAUGCUAUUAUAUGAAUGUGUUUUUUUUAUUGAUAAGUCAAUUAAUAUCAUGUUGCAAAAUUACAUUAUAUUUUGUUUAAAAUUUGAGGACUGACUACACACGUUUGUUCUGGGGCAGGCGUACUGUCU